CGGUCAAUUUCUGCAACCUCCCCCUGCAACGUAUUUCUUUUUUCCCACAAAAUCGAGAGAGCCGCGGAAAUCAAUGCAUGGAAAUGAAUUGAGUGAAACAAGAAGAAGAAGAAGAAGAAGAAGAAGAAGAAGCCGCAACUCCUCCAGCUCCAUUGAGUCUCUGAGUUUUUUGUCCUGCCUCUCCAUCCCUCUCUGUCUGUCUCUGCUGCUGAUUUGAAGUGAAGAGAAAACCAAGAUGGCUGAUAGAAGAUUACACCCAGGCUGCCCGAAUGCAGGUAAUCCAUACCAUGAAUGCGUUGAGGAUUGCUACAUGAAAAUCGCUAACGGGAAGUCUCACAAGAGUAGCAAAUAUUCAGGUCAUCGAAGUGGCGGAAAUGAGAUUGUGCAAAGGGUACCCAAAGAAAGGAGAACCAAUCGCUCCUGUCCUAAGGCUGGAAACCCUUACCAUGAAUGUGGAGAUCAUUGCUUCCAGAAUGGUACUCAAGCAGAUCCUCGUGCAAACAGAAAACAAACAGGAUCCGCUGUAGGUGAAGCUCCAAUUAGUAGGAGAAAGAACAGGGAACCGAAUUCUCAAAUUAAGCCUACUUCUACUGAAGUGCUUGACAAUAAUGCUAAAGCCCCGAUUGUUUCAGCAGCUGAUUCUCCUUCCUCGACCUUGCAAUUCCCUUCAAAAGAGAGGGAAUCGGAGAGAGUGGUGGAGUACAGUAAGCCUCUUUCUCCGCCUAUCAGGUAUUCUGGUGAGAUUAAACCUGAGGAUUUCUCUUUCAACAAGGGCCAAGUCAGGUCCUCCAAUUCUGUUCCGACUUCCGGAAAUGCCACCCCUGUUCUUGGACUUUCGCCUGAUCGCCGCACUCUCAAAGAUCACUUGAAGGACAGUUUUGCCACAGUGGACAGUUCCACAGUGUCCAAAGAGGAUCGAGAAGAGGACACCGGUAAUCAAUACUUCUCGAAUGAGCUUGUCCCUGAAAAAGUUGCUGAUAAUAACAAUGGACAAGUUGCUACAGAAGCUGUUCGGGGCUCCAUGAGCUCGUCUAUCUCAGGCAACAGCCGUUCUUUCAGGGACUCCGAUGAUGAUGACGAAUACAAUGAUGAUGUCCAGUCUGUAGUGUCCGAAGCCCGUGUCUCGGUAGGGAAAUAUCACGUGAAGUCAAGUGUCUCCUCAAUCCUUCAGGCUAUUCUUGAGAAGUAUGGAGACAUAGCAGAGAACUGCCAGUUGGAGUCAAUCGCAAUGCGAUCAUAUUACUUGGAGUGUGUGUGCUUCGUGGUCCAGGAGCUCCAGUCCAUGUCGUUCAUGAACCUGACCAAGUCCAAGGUUAAGGAAAUGCUUGCCAUCAUCAAGGAUCUAGAGUCAUCCCACAUCGAGAUCGGGUGGUUGAGAGUGAUCCUCGAUGAGCUCUCGGAGGUAACAGAGUUUGUUUCCCAGCACCACACAGUUAAGGCGGCAAAGGUGAAGAGUGAUCAGGGCCUCGCGUCUGCAAGACGAGAACUGGAGUUUCAGUCCCUGGCUCUAGCCCACAAAGAGCAAGAGGUCGCUGAACUGAAGGAAAGGGUGGCCGAGACAGAGGAACAGCUGCGCGAGCUCGAGGCCAAGGCGUCCAAGCUGGAUCAGACCGUGUCGUCCCUUAACUCGCAGAUUGAGAACUUCCAUUUCAAAUCAUCGUUGCAAGAACUCCUGUGAUAUAUUGAAACGAGGUCACGUAUUUGUGUGGUAUAAAAAGAAAAACCUCAUGUGUUUUUAUUUAUUGUUUUUGAGACAUAGGCUGGGAUUUUGAUAGAUAAAUUAGACAAAUAAAUGUUGAAAUAAUUCAUUUUUCUCUAAAUUAUCAGGAAUUUGUUCCAUCAAGUCCUGUUAAUGCAUGUAUUUAUCAACCUAUUUAUAUAUUAUAUAUAAGAUGCCAAUGCUUAUUUCUUUUA
Molecule: messenger RNA, 1914 nt
Organism: Punica granatum (pomegranate)
Lineage: Eukaryota; Viridiplantae; Streptophyta; Magnoliopsida; Myrtales; Lythraceae
Source: RefSeq, a predicted model, not a curated record